Girardinichthys multiradiatus is the source of this 4622-nucleotide messenger RNA. RefSeq names its product intercellular adhesion molecule 1-like. NCBI's taxonomy places the organism in Eukaryota, Metazoa, Chordata, Actinopteri, Cyprinodontiformes, Goodeidae. The record is from RefSeq and is a predicted model, not a curated record. Gene Ontology annotation, biological process: cell adhesion. Gene Ontology annotation, molecular function: integrin binding. The transcript is spliced from 12 exons. The coding region runs from base 73 to 2793 and encodes 906 amino acids.
ACAAUACCUAGCACACGCCCUGUGGAGAAGAUUUUCAUUUCCAAACGGAGCUUCGAAGUUCACAAACUGGGAAUGAUGGUUUCCAGUUCUGUUCUGUUGGUGGUUUUCUCUAUGACUUUCUUCUCCUGUGUAAGCAGCUGUGAUUACAGCUGUCCAGAUAAACCAGUUCUAACUCCAUCCAGACUGGUGGUGAAGCACGGUGAUCCAACCUCCGCCAUAUGUGUAGCCUGCCAGAAAGACUGUUUUCCCCUGGAGGAAAGUGUUAUUGAUAUGGAAAUAUCUCGGGGAAAGACCACUAGAAAUGGAACCACAUUGACCUGGAAAGUGGACCAUCUAAGAGAGUGGGAAUUAACUCCAAAGUGCUUCUAUACGGAUAAAAAUGAUAAGCAAUGUUGUACCAACCUGAUUGUUACCGUCUACCAACCCCCAGAAGCUGUGUUAAUCAGCUCACUUGGUCCCAAUGGGCCGGUUUUAGACUGUGGCCAGUCCAUCACCCUGCAGUGUUCUGUACAUAAAGUAGCUCCUGCUAGAGACCUCAUUGUGAACUUCUACAGAGGACAGACACAACUGGGUCACAUGAAAUCCAAACGUAUCGUAAAAGAACCAGUCAAUGAGACAUUUACUUUUAGCUACAAGACCAGUAAAGAUUAUGAUAAAGCAAGGUUCUGGUGUGAGGCUGUGCUUGAUCUGGAACCUGGAACAACACAGCCCUUUCUAGUGGUGAAAUCAGGAAACCUCACUGCCACAGUUCACUGUAAGCCUGAAGAUUACAGCUGUUCAGAUAAACCAGUUCUAACUCCAUCUAGACUGGUGGUGAACUACGGUGAUCCAACCUCCGCCAUAUGUGUAGCCUGCCAGAAGGACUGUUUUCCCCUGGAGGAAAGCGUUAUUGAUAUGGAAAUAUCUCGAGGAAAGACCACUAGAAAUGGAACCACAGUGACCUGGAAAGUGGACCAUCUAAGAGAGUGGGAAUUAACUCCAAAGUGCUUUUAUACUGACGAUAAAGAUAAUCAGUGUUGCAGCAACCUGAUUAUUACUGUCUACAAACCUCCAGAACAUGUGAUCAUGCACUUAAAUGAAACUGGACCUCUGACUGAGGGUACUGAGUACACCCUGGAGUGUUUUGUACAGGGCGUAGCUCCUGCUGGAAACCUCAUUGUGGCCUUCUACAGAGGACAGACACAACUGGGUCACAUUAAAUCCACCAGUACCACAAAGGUACCAGUGAGUGAGACAUUUAGUUUGAGCUACAACACCAGUAAAGAAGACAAUGGAGCCCAUUUCUGGUGUGAAGCAAAGCUGGAACUGGGAGCUGAGGGACCAAAGCCACCUCCAGUAGUGAAAUCAAAUGAUCUCAUUGUCACAGUUCACUAUGGACCUGAGCUGAAAGUUCCAGCUGAUCCAGCUCCAAUCAACAUCAUUAGUGGAAAAACUCUCCAAUUGAACUGCUCGGCCGAGGGGAACCCUGACCCCUUGUACAACUGGACCCUGCCGCCCAACAAAGGCCACCACACUGAGAAAACUUUGACAGUUGAAUCAGUUGAUUUUAAGGAUGGAGGACAGUACGUCUGUACUGUCAGCAACAAGGUGUCAACUGUCAGCGUUAGAUUCAACGUAACGGUCCGAAAAAACAUCCUGCCCUACAUUAUAGCUGCCAUCAUUGCUGCUGUGGCUCUGUUUUUUAUUGGUGCAGCAGUGUUCUACACCUUUUACUACAAGCAGAACCAAAUGGGAACAUCCUCUCAAGCUCAGUCCGAUUACAGCUGUUCAGAUAAACCAGUUCUAACUCCAUCUAGACUGGUGGUGAAGUACGGUGAUCCAACCUCCGCCAUAUGUGUAGCCUGCCAGAAGGACUGUUUUCCCCUGGAGGAAAGCGUUAUUGAUAUGGAAAUAUCUCGAGGAAAGACCACUAGAAAUGGAACCACAGUGACCUGGAAAGUGGACCAUCUAAGAGAGUGGGAAUUAACUCCAAAGUGCUUUUAUACUGACAAUAAAGAUAAUCAGUGUUGCAGCAACCUGAUUAUUACUGUCUACAAACCUCCAGAACAUGUGAUCAUGCACUUAAAUGAAGGUGGACCUCUGACUGAGGGUACUGAGUACACCCUGGAGUGUUCUGUACAGGGCGUAGCUCCUGCUAGAAACCUCAUUGUGGCCUUCUACAGAGGACAGACACAACUGGGUCACAUUAAAUCCAACAGUACCACAAAGGUACCAGUGAGUGAGACAUUUAGUUUGAGCUACAACACCAGUAAAGAAGACAAUGGAGCCCAUUUCUGGUGUGAAGCAAAGCUGGAACUGGGAGCUGAGGGACCAAAGCCACCUCCAGUAGUGAAAUCAAAGGAUCUCAUUGUCACAGUUCACUAUGGACCUGAGCUGAAAGUUCCAGCUGAUCCAGCUCCAAUCAACAUCAUUAGUGGAAAAACUCUCCAAUUGAACUGCUCGGCCGAGGGGAACCCUGACCCCUUGUACAACUGGACCCUGCCGUCCAACAAAGGCCACCACACUGAGAAAACUUUGACAGUUGAAUCAGUUGAUUUUCAGGAUGGAGGACAGUACGUCUGUACUGUCAGCAACAAGGUGUCAACUGUCAGCGUUAGAUUCAACGUAACGGUCCGAAAAAACAUCCUGCCCUACAUUAUAGCUGCCAUCAUUGCUGCUGUGGCUCUGUUUUUUAGUGGUGCAACAGUGUUCUACACCUUUUACUACAAACAGAACAAAAUGGGAAAGUACCGACUAAAGGACGUUUUCCGUCUGGGCACAGUGGAUCACACAACAGUUCCUUUAAGUUUGUAAAAAAAAAAAAUCCCUGGAUGAACAAUCUGAGGCUGAAGCUUUAAAGACGCUUAGCUUCAGUGCCUCUGAUCUGAGUCAGGUCAGUGUUGAUGAAGGUUCUCCUAUUUCCAAACAAGGACAUAAAUGUUACUUACUAUAUGGAAAUGUUCAUUUCCUCAAAGAUGGUUUCAGUGUUGAGAGAAAAUUACAAGAGCUCUUUGUAUUUGAAAUCCAGUGGUAACUUGUUUCACACUGAGGCUGCAAUGGACUAUAAUUGUUUACUCUUAAUUAUUUGUACUAGGAUGAAUUUCUUUAUGGUUAAGGUAAAGGGACAAAUGGUGUCAAAAUCUUUGCUAAGCUAAACUGUAUUUUAAUGUGAUUGAACUCUUUUAUGCAUAUCUUUCUGUUUUGGUUGUUAGAAAGUAAAACAACUGCAGAAUUCUGAUUGAAAAUGUUCCCAUUAAGAAUAGGUUUUUAAAUGCGACCACCCUGAAAGCACUACAAGACUGGUGAUACUCUUUGAUUAAAUCAGCUGGCAAAAUGCCAUGGAGCAAACCUGCAUUUUUAUUUCUGGGUAUGUUAAACUCUAUGAUGGUCAGAAAGCAACAUUAGAAGUGACUAAAUGUAUUAGGCAGGGAUUUAUUCCCCUGUCUCUGUUGAACAUCUGCAUUCUCACGUCUUGUCUGUAUCAAAGUGUAGUGCAAUAACAACAUAAAAUAUGUAAAGUUCAGAGGUUGGGGUAUGAGUCUUUAGUUUAUACUGUUAUGUUUACAGCAAAAUGUUUUACUAAAAUUUAAAGCAAGGAGAAAGGCAAUAACAGGUGCCUACAGAGACAUAAAUAAGUCUGUACAGCAGCUUGAACUGCCCGCUGACACACACACCUACAAAAACACAGCAGUCACCACACUCUGACCUUUUGGGAAAAUGUUGCAACUCUUUCAUUCAUAAAGAAGCUAAAGUUUGUCCUAAAUAUUUUUCAGGUUACAUCUAUGUUCACUCCAAAAUUAUUUAUGCUGGGAAGAACUCGGCCACGUUGAAAUCUGUUAUAUAAUCAAGAAUUGUUAAAAGUUCACCACGUAGGUUAACACCGCUCCUAAACUCUCUUUCUAUGAAUAAAGGAAAUUUAGUAUUCUACUGAAUAUUUUGAGCAAUUUAUGACGCCGAUGCGAUUGUUUAAAUGUUUUUCAUAGUUUAAUUAAGAAAUAUGGAAGUUUUUAAAUGAAACAUUAUUUGACAUGUAAGAAAUUUGAGAGAAUGUGAAAAGGAGAGGACUUAUUGGAUGAAGACAAACGUAUGUAUAUGAGUACUAAAGGUUAUCUUUAACUGUUCAUUUAACCAAUUUUCUGAUUCUUUCUGAGUUAUCUGUAAAUUGAAACAUAUGAAUUUUGUUUUUGUUAUAAAACAGAUGUAUGGUAACAUUUAACUAAUUGUAUUGAGAGGUGUUGGUAAUGUAGGUUUUUAACUUUUGAGUUAAAGCAUAGGCAAACUUGCUUUUGGAGCUUUUGACAGCUUUACUUUGUUUCCUUGUGGACGUGGUCAGAGAUGUCCCUUAAAAUGUGUAAAAUUAAGUGUAAACAGUUGUCUGUGUGAGAAGUUUGGUAUUUUUCCACAUCUUGGUAUUUUUUCCCAUGUUUUCUGUAGUGUUUGUAUUGGUAAAUAUUGUUUCCCUCUUUGUUGUUUGUGUGGUAAACCUUAUAAAAUCACUGACUGUCUAUAUUUAUAAAUGUUUGUGAAGACAAUGACCAGAACAUGCAAAUGUUUGAAAAGAUUGAACAUUAUGAAUUAAAGAUACAAAAUCUUUUUAAUGAAUUUUGAAAUUGUAAAUAAAUGCCAUUUUCUUUUAAAAAAAA